UUGGUAAAUAAAUAUAUCAAGUGGGACCUACUAAAUAAAUCUAUUCACUACACACAUUUCUCUCUCCUUAACCUCACCACACACUUUUCUCUCUCUCCUCAACCUCUCUUCUCAUUUUCAUCUUCCCGCACAGAACACACACUUCACACACUCUCACACACACAGAGUUCCGGCCAGCCGACCGCCAUAUCGUCGCCACCUUCCGCCAAUAGCCAUCAGUUUCGCGCCCACCUUCCAGCCACCGGAGCAUCGUCUUGCAGCCACCUUCGUUGUACCUACAUAACCGUCGCCGCAUCUCAUCUCACCGCAUCCGGCUUUCUGUCCAGAGAUGAGCUCUCGUGCUUCUCGUUGAUCACCGUAAUGAGUGCCUUCUCCACGUAUUGUGGGGAACUUAAGCGCGUAAUAGAAAAUAGAAACGGUAGCUCAGAGUUUGUACAAAGCGGUUCUUCCUAUAAUGGAAUUAUAUUCAUUGUUGAUGUCAAGGAUUUUGAAGGUUUCCAUGACAAGAUUUGUGACAUGUUCCGACGUGCCAAAUCGGACAGGCAGUGUAAUCUCACCAAUAGGUCGGGAGAUACUCCCAUUAAACCCCUGUAUCUGAUCAUUGCAAGGUCGAAU
This is a messenger RNA of Striga hermonthica, 615 nucleotides long. The record is from the annotation of a GenBank genome assembly. Lineage: Eukaryota; Viridiplantae; Streptophyta; Magnoliopsida; Lamiales; Orobanchaceae.